GUGAAAGCCAGUUAUCACUUCUCGAUGUGUCAAACUAUCACAGUAUUUCAUGUAUCAUUCAUCCAUUAUUCCAUAUUAGCAAAAACUAUACCAACCUCUCAGAAUGUCAUUCCCAUAUAAACACGUUCUCCUCAUUGGAGCUACAUCUGGAAUCGGUCUCGCAUUGGCUGAACGUCUCAUUCAAGAAUGUAAAGUCACCGUCGUCGGUCGUCGCAAGGAUCGUCUCGAUGAGUUUGUAGCCAAGCACGGCGAUAAAGCGGGAGCAAUCUCUUUCGAUAUUGGUGAUACUGAGAGAGCCUCUCAAUUUGCAGCUGACGUGAUUGAGAGCUCUCCCGAUAUCGAUUGCAUCUUCCUCAACGCAGGAUAUCAACGGAAACAUGAUUUUUCUAAGCCUGAAAGUGUCGAUCUUAAGGCCUUCAACUAUGAGAUGCAUGUGAAUUUUACCAGUUCUGUGGUAUUAACUCACGCUUUUCUUCCCUAUCUUCUGGAGAAAAAUCAUGAGACCAGCUUCAUCUACACCACUUCAAACCUGGCCGUGGUGCCAGCCGCAACUUUAACAGGUUACUCCGCUUCUAAAGCAGCUCUCAACUCAUUCAUUCUUUGCUUGAGGGAUGACCUUCGAGACACGUCAGUAAAGGUCAUCGAAUUAUCUCCUCCUAUGGUUCAAACCGAACUCCAUGAUUAUAUGGGACCUCACGGCCGUAGGCUAGGUAUGCCCAUCGGCGAAUUUAUAGCCGAAUCAUACAUCGGUCUAUGCAGUGGUGAAGACACCAUUUUAAUCCAAGAUGUAGCUUCUGAUGAUAGAACUUUGGAAAUUUCUAAAAAGAGACGGGAGUUGUUUGAGGGAUUGGCGAAGUUGAUUAGAAGUCAUUGAGUUCAGAUAUUUGAAUGAUGGAGAAGGAACGACGAGUCGUAGUCCAGUGACUGGCGGGUAAUCUGGGGGAAUACAAUAAGGGACUUGUAUUCAGAUUCAUAUUGAGAGGGUAGAUCUUAGAGUCCGGUAUUAGCUCUUAGUUCAUUUCUAACAUUGUCUUCGCAAUAUUUUAUUAAUGAAUUUUGGUGUUGAGAAGAUAUCAUCGAUCAAUCGGUACGUAAACGUGGUGUCUA
This is a messenger RNA of Botrytis cinerea B05.10, 1107 nucleotides long. RefSeq lists its product as hypothetical. Gene Ontology annotation, molecular function: oxidoreductase activity. The transcript has 3 exons. NCBI's taxonomy places the organism in Eukaryota, Fungi, Ascomycota, Leotiomycetes, Helotiales, Sclerotiniaceae. Bases 104 to 874 code for a protein of 256 amino acids. The record is from RefSeq and is a predicted model, not a curated record.